AUGGCCUCGAGACGGAUAGUGUCAUCCGAGAAGAGCAUCUUAGAGAAGGGUGACAUUGAUUUCAAGCCAAAGGAUGGCGAGAAGAGCGAUAUUGGUCCGGCUGUCCCAGCGCAUGUGAUAUAUAAGCUCUUGGGCUUCACGGCGGCGAUGGUAGUUGGCCCUAUUGGCAGCUAUUUUAUCACUUUAAACCUCGUUUUUGGAGGCAACUCGACCUAUGCCGGUGCUCUUGCUGCGAUUAUGGCAAAUGUGGUCUUGAUAGGCUAUGUGAUUGUGGCUUUCAGGGAGGACCAGAGUGAGGCUAUUGAGGCUGCGGAGAAGGAGAGAAAGGGGAAGUGA
Messenger RNA from Lachnellula hyalina, 336 nucleotides. RefSeq names its product Vacuolar ATPase assembly integral membrane protein (gene VMA21). Gene Ontology annotation, biological process: vacuolar proton-transporting V-type ATPase complex assembly. The record is from RefSeq and is a predicted model, not a curated record. NCBI's taxonomy places the organism in Eukaryota, Fungi, Ascomycota, Leotiomycetes, Helotiales, Lachnaceae. Gene Ontology annotation, cellular component: endoplasmic reticulum membrane. Bases 1 to 336 code for a protein of 111 amino acids. The transcript is spliced from 3 exons.